AUCCCAUCCUCACUCCUGCACCUCGCCACUGCCCGCCCCUCCCCCUCCUCCGCGGCCGUUUCUGGCCCCAGGACAUCUCUGCCGCCUUCGCAGAGCAGCACGCUGAGCCCAGACAUCCGACGACGUGAGAUUUUUUGUCCGUGCGCGGCCCCGCGGAGGCCCGGACCCGUCCCCCGGGGAGGGGGGGUAGCCUUGGGCCCCCCGGACCCGCUCCUGGCGGCCCUCGGGGGCCCCACAGCGGGCCUCCCCGAGCGCCGAUGCAUCGAGGAGGGCGCGCCCCGCAGCUGGAGCCAGAGCCACGUCGGCGGAGCUCUGGGCGCCGAGCGGCGUGCGCAGCAGCGGGGAUGGACCGCUUCCGGGAGAUCGUGCGGGAGCGCGCCGAGGCGGCGGCGGAGGCGCAGCUGGCCGCCGCGGAGCGCUCCGCGCCCGAGUUGGUGCGCCUCGAGGUGGCCGCCGUGGCCGCCGCGGCGCACCGGGCCGCCCACCGCUCCGCGGCGGCCGUGGCCGCGUCGGAGGGGGCGGGCGGCGCCGGCGCGCCCGGCGCCAAGGAGCUGGGCGAGAGCGUGAUGUGGGCCGAGCUGGUCGCCCUCGGCUCCGGGGACCCGGGCGGCUCGGACCCCGAGACGAUCUGGGAGGCCAUCAUGCUGGCCGGCCUGCCGACCGUGGGCGCCGCGGGCACGGCCAUCCUGGUGCUGGGCCUGCUGUCGAGCGUCGGCAUGCAGGCCGCGGUGUGCCACACCCUGGGCGCGGGCCUCGCGAGCUCGGCCGUGCUGCCUCCCGCGGCGGCGGCCUCGGCGGCCGCGCCCGCCGCCGCGGCGGGCAGCGCCGCGGGGGCGGCCGCGCAGGCGGCCGCCGCGUCGGUCGUGGGCGCCGCCCUGGGGACCGCAGCGGACGUGGGCAGCGCCGCCGCCGCGGCCGCCGCGGCGGCCGCGGCGGGCGGCGGCGCGCUGCUCGAGGAGGCCGGCGCGCUGGCCUCGGAGCACCAGCGCCUGGCCGCCGUGAAGGUGGCCGAUCUGACCCUCUCGGACGCCGUCCUGAGCAGCAACCCGGUGGCGGUGGCCGCCGUCGCGCUGCUCAGCACGCGCGUGGCCACGCCGCUGCUGGCCCUGGCCGCGGCGCUGUUCUGGUGCCUCGCCGUCUUCCGCGAGCUGCGGCACCUUUCGGAGUCUGCCGGCGCCCUGGCGGUGCUGCCGAGGCGCGCCACGCAGCUGGUGCGCUCCGGGGACACGCUGGUGCCGACCUCGGCAGCCGCCGUGCUCGGGGCGGCGGUCGGGCCCCCGCAGUCGGGCGGCGUGGUCGGCCGAGGGAUCCACCGGGCGCGUUAA
Messenger RNA from Prorocentrum cordatum, 1325 nucleotides. The record is from the annotation of a GenBank genome assembly. Lineage: Eukaryota; Dinophyceae; Prorocentrales; Prorocentraceae.